Molecule: messenger RNA, 1799 nt
Organism: Onychostoma macrolepis
Lineage: Eukaryota; Metazoa; Chordata; Actinopteri; Cypriniformes; Cyprinidae
Gene: snx15
Product: sorting nexin 15
Exons: 8
Coding region: 119-1315 (398 amino acids)
Molecular function (GO): phosphatidylinositol binding
Source: RefSeq, a predicted model, not a curated record
UCAAAGCAGGAAGUAACUGCUCCAAACUGUCAACAGUCCAACACAGUACCAGUCACGGAGCUUGAUUCUUUCCCCAUAUUUAUAUUAUUGUAAAUUUAAAGAUAUUUAUGUGACAGUGAUGUCUCGAAAGACCAAAACAGAGGAAUAUAACCGCUUCUUCACUGUGACAGAUCCACGCACACACGAGAAAGGACACACGGAAUAUAAAGUAACAGCAAGGUUUGUAUCAAAGACACAGCCAGAGAAUGUUAAAGAGGUUGUGGUGUGGAAGAGGUACUCAGAGCUGAAGAAAUUACAUGGAGAGCUGGCGUACACUCAUAGGAAUCUGUUCAGACGACAAGAAGAGUUUCCCUCUUUUCCACGAGCCCAGGUUUUUGGGCGUUUUGAUGAGGCUGUGAUUGAAGAGAGGAGGAAAGCAGCUGAAGCCAUGCUGCUCUUCACUACAAAUAUUCCUGCUCUGUACAACAGCCCUCAACUCAAAGAAUUCUUCAGGGGAGCAGAAGUGAGAAGACCAGUGGAGACAGCUGCCAUUUCUACAUCUCUUCCGCCUCCUCUUAUUCCCCUGCCUGAGAGAAACACUGAGCUGCUGGCUGAAGAGGAGACGGGGAGAGAGGCUCCUCUCCAGAUUCAGGAGCUGGAGUCCAACCAAAGACUGACAGAUCUAACCCAACCUGAGUUGGCAGUUGAGGCUCUCAGUGACACGGAAAGCAGCCCCACACAAGAAACACACAGCGAAACGGAAAUACAAGGACUGACAGAAAAAGAGAGAGAGACUGACAUCACAGCACAUCAGAAUAACGGCACAGACCAAUGCUCUGCUGCUGCUACCGACACUACAACACAUGCCUCACUUGAAAUUCCGGGGUCUCCAGUUGACCAGUCAGAGGAGUUUGAUUCACUGUUUGACUCGGGAUUGGACGAACAUUCAUACAAGGCCCCGCCUCCGCUUUCAGAUACAGACCUUGCUAUUUUUGACCCAUGUGCCAAAGAAGAUCAACCGUAUGGAUCACCCAGCCACGCUGAACUCCUGUCCGUUCCUCUAACCAUUCCAGAUGGGACUGAGUCUGCUGGAGAUGUGAGCUAUGUGUACCAGGCCAAUGAAGAGCUGAAGGCCGCCCAGGAAAAAGAGAGAAACGGCGAAUACAGUGCAGCAGUACAACGAUAUAGGACGGCUGUUGAUUUAUUUAUGAAAGGAGUGCAAGGAGAUGUAGAUUUGAAGAGGAGAGAAGCAGUGAAGAGGAAGAUUGCUGAAAUCCUAGAGCAUGCGGAGAGACUUCUCUCCAUACAGACUCCCACUCAGGACCACAAUACAUAGAGAAACAGUUUACACACACACUCAUACAUACUAACUCAAGCUUCAUCAAACCUGGGACAUCCAAGCACACUCCCACAUACGUACUCUCAUCAACUGAGUUUUGACUAACACACACACACACACACACACACACACAUAUUGAAACAAUUCCACCACAGUUUCACUUAAGUGCAACUCGCCGACCACCCACACAGUCAACAUACACACACACACACACUUGACUCCCACACUUACCUUCCCGCUUACUCAAAUAGUUACACUUGUAGGAUAUGUCCAACAGCAUUAUACUCCCUGCACUGUAAGACCACCACAACAGAGUUUAACUUGAUUUGACACUAUUUAACUUAAUAAUCUGAUACAUUUUCUGAGCCUAAAGAACUGGAAAUGUCUGUUUUUAUUUUAUCCAAUGGUUGAUCUGUUGUGUAAAUGAAGCUGUUAUGUAAAUGACUGUUGUUUAAAUGAAGACAUUGCCUUUUCAAUGAAA